AAAGGAACGAAAGCAUCCAAUUCCACCCUUUCAGAAACACUUUUCUUCCCUUUUUUGCUGAGAGACAAUGAAGCUUUUCAAGGGAAGCCCAUUCUGGAAGUUCCUGCUCUAUUGGCUGCUGGCCUGCAGUGGGGAAGGCUUCCUCAUCAAGAAUGUCCGCUUGGGCAAGUGUCUCCACGUCUCCCCCCACGAAACGGAAAAGAUUGGCCUUUCAGACUGCAAGCCCCAUUCCCCACAAUUCCAGUGGGGGUGGGACGCAGCUUCCCGGGCUAUCGUCAGCCUCAAAACCAGGCAGUGCCUGACUGUCCGCCAGCCUCAAGAAUUUGCAGCCGCUCAGCUAGAGCCCUGCGGGGGCCGCGGACACCAGCCCUGGGUGUGCAGCAAGAAGGGCCACCUCAGCUUGCAAGGCCUGGGUUUGCACCUCAGCACCCAGCCAGGAGGACCCAAGGCCUUCCUCUCCAGCGAGAAGGACAAGUUCAGCAGGUGGAAGACCUGGAUGGAUGAGAUCCUCUGCACCGCGGACCCGGCUGGGGCUUGGGGGCUUCACCACCUGACGGAGAAGCCAGUGGUCCCCUGGGAGUCAGUUCCUCAAAGUGAAACGACCCAAGCUAGAACGAGCACUUCUCCAGAGACACCCGCUUUCCGGGGGGACCCCACAACCAAACCUGCUACUACCAUCACUUUGGAAGCGGGACCUGAUAUUAACAGCACUCUCUCGAGGGAAGAAGAAACCAUUUUGGAACCAGAAGAGGGUGAGUCCUGCUCACGGAGAGGCGACAAGAUAUUUCUGUACCUUUGA
Molecule: messenger RNA, 799 nt
Organism: Heteronotia binoei (common prickly gecko)
Lineage: Eukaryota; Metazoa; Chordata; Lepidosauria; Squamata; Gekkonidae
Exons: 3
Coding region: 68-799 (243 amino acids)
Source: RefSeq, a predicted model, not a curated record